Molecule: messenger RNA, 1720 nt
Organism: Zea mays
Lineage: Eukaryota; Viridiplantae; Streptophyta; Magnoliopsida; Poales; Poaceae
Product: UDP-arabinopyranose mutase 3
Exons: 3
Coding region: 183-1145 (320 amino acids)
Biological process (GO): UDP-L-arabinose metabolic process
Cellular component (GO): Golgi apparatus; cytosol
Molecular function (GO): UDP-arabinopyranose mutase activity
Source: RefSeq, a predicted model, not a curated record
CACCGCACCCCGGCCACCCUCCCUCCAUUUCCUUCGCUAUCCACUCUGGCAGUCCCCGUCCAGCCACCGCUGCCCGCCCGCUCCCUAGCAAUGGCGUCCGCCGCGCACGCGCCGACGCCGGUGCUCAAGGACGAGCUGGACAUCGUCAUCCCGACGAUCCGCAACCCGCCCGCUCCCUAGCAAUGGCGUCCGCCGCGCACGCGCCGACGCCGGUGCUCAAGGACGAGCUGGACAUCGUCAUCCCGACGAUCCGCAACCUCGACUUCCUGGAGAUGUGGCGGUCCUUCUUCCAUCCCUACCACCUCAUCAUCGUGCAGGACGGCGACCCCAGCAAGACCAUCCGUGUCCCCGAAGGCUUCGACUACGAGCUCUACAACCGCAACGACAUCAACCGCAUCCUGGGGCCCAAGGCGUACUGCAUCUCCUUCAAGGACUCCGCCUGCCGCUGCUUCGGCUACAUGGUCUCCAAGAAGAAGUACAUCUACACCAUCGAUGACGACUGCUUCGUUGCCAAGGAUCCAUCAGGGAACGACAUCAAUGCACUUGAGCAGCACAUCAAGAACCUCCCGAGCCCUUCUACUCCAUUUUUCUUCAAUACUUUGUAUGACCCUUACCGCGUAGGCACCGAUUUUGUUCGUGGGUACCCCUUCAGCCUUCGUGAGGAUGUUCCAACUGCUGUUUCUCACGGGCUUUGGCUCAACAUUCCAGACUAUGAUGCCCCUACCCAGCUCGUUAAGCCCCUUGAGAGAAACACCAGGUAUGUGGAUGCUAUCCUUACAAUCCCAAAGGGCGCCCUCUUCCCUAUGUGUGGAAUGAACCUUGCAUUCGACCGUGAGCUCAUUGGUCCUGCAAUGUACUUCGGUCUUAUGGGUGAUGGCCAGCCUAUCGGUCGCUACGAUGAUAUGUGGGCAGGAUGGUGCACGAAGGUAUGUUUCUUUAUCACCUUCCUAGUUGCAGUCCUGUUAUGUCUACAAGUGCAGCGAAAACAACUGGUGGCAAGAAGCUGCGCUGUGCAGGCUAGUGACUAUUACCAGUACAUGCUUAUUGACUGCACAUUGCUUGGUGAUUUCUCUCUCGUCUUAGUCCAGUAUCUUUGCACUGACAAAACCAUGCCAAAUGUCUCGUCUGCUGCAACAAACAGGUGACCACGGAUCAUCUGGGCUUGGGUGUGAAGACUGGCCUGCCCUAAGUCUGGCACAGCAAAGCGAGCAACCCGUUUGUGAACCUGAAGAAGGAAUACAACGGCAUCUUCUGGCAAGAAGAGCUGAUCCCGUUCUUCCAGUCAGUCUCCCUUCCGAAGGAUGCCACCACCGUCCAAAAGUGCUACCUCGAGUUGGCCAAGCAGGUGAGGGCGAGGCUCGGCAAGGUGGAUGGCUACUUCAAUAAGCUUGCCGAUUCCAUGGUCACGUGGAUCGAGGCCUGGGACGAGCUGAACCCCGCAAAAGGUGGAGUCCGAGUCCCCACAGCAAAUGGCCCUCACAAGAAGUAAUAAAAACACGAUGUAGUAUAAACUUCACUUGUUCAUGUGGACAGUCAUACUGAAAAGAAAUGAUGUCUUUGGUUAGUGCUGAUGGACUGAGAUUUACACGUCCCGGGAAAUCGUCCUGCCGGUUUUAGGGCGUUUACAUGUUUUAUUGAUCGUUUUUCGUGUGAUGGAUGCAACAGGUGUAAUGUCGGAUUGGAUUACCUUUAAAUUAUAAUAAAGUUUACGGGUUAUGGC